Molecule: messenger RNA, 309 nt
Organism: Dentiscutata erythropus
Lineage: Eukaryota; Fungi; Glomeromycota; Glomeromycetes; Diversisporales; Gigasporaceae
Source: the annotation of a GenBank genome assembly
AUGCUGAGAAAAUUUCGAGAAAAACAAAAUCAUGAAAAUAGUGAAAUAUCCGUUGAACAAAAACAAGAAAGUAGUGAAAUAUCCGAUGAACAAAAACAUAAAAGCAGUGAAUUACCCGACGAAGCGUUCUUUUUUAUUAUGUUCCUUAUAACCAAAAUACAAGAAAAAGAAAAAGAAAUCGCUGCAAAAAACCAUGAAAUCAAUAAACUGAAACCGGCAAUUGAACAAAAUGACUCAGUUGAACAAAAUGAACCAGUUGAACAAAAUGAACCAGUUGAACAAAAUGAACCAGUUGAACAAAAUGAACCA